AUGUGGGAUCCCAGCGUCCCACACUACACUGGUUUGGUAUUCUUAAAGCUCUUCCACGAGUGUGGUGUGGGACUACUCCACACUGAAAUCCCACAAAAUAUUGGAAUAAUUUUAAGACUGUCUGACUGUCUUGAGAUAUCUCAACCUGCUGUGUCUCGAUGCAUCAGUCGUGUAUCUAAAGCAGUUGGAAUGCUUGGCCAUCAAAUCAUCAAGAUGCCAGCACCUAAUGAAACCCUGCAGGUGAUGGAGCACUUUAAAAACAUUGCUGACAUGCCUGGAAUCAUAGGUUGUAUAGAUUGCACACAUAUCCAGAUAACUAAACCUCCAGGAGAUCGUUCAGAGACAUUCUGGAACAGGAAAGGAAAGUUCUCUAUAAAUAUGCAGGCAGUUUGUGGACCACAAUUACAGUUUUUCAAUAUAGUAGCAAAAUGGCCUGGUAGUGCACAUGACAGCAACAUCUUUAAUAAAAGUCGUUUGUGUGCGGAGAUGGAGGAAGGAAUACAUAGAGGUAUAUUGCUAGGUGACGCAGGCUAUGCUUGCAGAAAUGUUUUGUUCACACCUCUCAGAAACCCACAGAGUGUUCAGGAGCGUAGGUACAACACAGCUCAGGUCAAAACCAGAAAUUGUAUAGAGAGAGCUUUUGGUGUUUUGAAGAAGCGUUUUGCUUGUCUCGGUAAAACUUUGUGCAUCAGUCUGGACAACACCUUAGCAGUCAUUGUUGCAGCAGCUGUGCUACACAACAUAGCCAUUCAAGAAAAUAUUCCCCUAACAGAUGAAUCUGAAAUGGAUCAAAACCAUGAUCAUGAGGCAGAAAAUUACUCUGAAAUGCAGGCUCAGGAUACAGAACACAUCAUUUUCCGAGGAUGCAUCGAAGCUAAGGAUGAUAGAGCUUCACCUGUGUCACCGGUAGAAGCUGAAGGUGGUUUUGGAUUACUGACGGGGGCAACUGGUGAUGAACUGUAUGAUGGGGAUGUCACUGAUUGA
This is a messenger RNA of Portunus trituberculatus (swimming crab), 984 nucleotides long. RefSeq names its product putative nuclease HARBI1. The transcript has 4 exons. Lineage: Eukaryota; Metazoa; Arthropoda; Malacostraca; Decapoda; Portunidae. The record is from RefSeq and is a predicted model, not a curated record. Bases 1 to 984 code for a protein of 327 amino acids.